AUGUUGUUCGAGCCUCAAGCCCUCGCGACUGCCCUUCUUCCCAUCCAUGGCCGGCCCAAGCUCAAGUCCUCCAUAGCUCCCCCGACGCUCUCGAGGGACUCUUCCUUUGACCUGGACUUCGCCUUAACGCCCGGUCCGUUGACACGCACUUCCUCAGAGGUUGAACCCCCGCCGUCCGCGGUAGUCUCUCGGUCUUCUUCGGAUUCGUCCCUUUCAUCUUCCUCUGCUCUGUCUGCGUCCCCUCCUGUAUCUGAUCAAGAUGCUGCGUCACUCUUUGACUCCGGUGCGACUACUUCGACUCGCAUUACAACGCCACUGGGAUCGGUGGGCCAGCCGAAGUCGGACGAAGGUCAUGACGAGGCCAUAACAAUCCUCUCUUCGUCGCGCAAGGCUCGUCCUUUGAGCAUCGAUCUCUCGCCUGCUUCCCUGCAGCCUCGACCAUCAGUUCGGCAUGACCGUCGCGCCUCGCACCCCACUUCGCCCCUACGCUCGGACGAGGACUGGGCCAAAGACGUCCGUUGGCUUGUCCCCUCUGGUCCGGCCCCCACUGCGCCAAGCCGCACCAAGCCCCUCCAGAAUGCCCAGAAUGCAGACUCGCCUGUUCGCAUUGCCCGUCCUCUGCACCCCGAUCUUCUCCCUCCUCUCCCGACGGACGCGAUGCCGAUCCCCGCGCCCCACCAACUUGAGCGCCAGGCGUUUUCGGACCUUACCUCCGUCGCGGGCACGGCGACGGCCCGCCCGCGUCCCAAAGAGCAGCGGAACAGCCGGCACUCUUCGUCUCGGCACUCGAAGACGCGCAUGAGCGCGCUCUGGGAGGAAGACGAGAGUGAGUACUCGGACUGGGGCGCGAGCAGCGCGGAUGUCAGUAGGGCGAGUACGCCCGCGCCAACGCCGUUCGCGGACGGUUACAUGGGCGAGCGCGCGGGCACCUCGACGCCGCCGAUCGGGUGGGGAUACGCGGGCAUAGGCUCGAUGAGUGGGCCUGUCGUCACCUCGGGCGUCGGCGCGGUAGGCCAUGGCCCCCUCCACCCUGAGUUCAGGAAUUCGCUCCAUCGACGCCCGUCCAUGUCUGAGUCGAAUCUGCUCGACCGGUUCAAGCAUGACCCUGAGCCGCCCUCGCCCACGGAGUCGCCAGAUGUGAGGUUUCAGGACUACGCCCGCCGCCGGAGGAACCAUUUGCGUUCGGUUUCGUUGUCUAACCCUUCUGCGCCGUCCCUUGGCCAACAAGUGACGCUCAGCAGCUCGCUUCCUACGCAUUCGAUUCCGGCACCCUUCCCGAUCUCCGAACCAGGUCAUGGGUCCGGCUCUGUUGGAUACACAAGUCUUACUCUCCCUCAUGCGGCGUACACUGGCAAGAGCGGGAAGACGCGCCUCGACGGGCAAGUCGACCUCGUGCGCUCUGGCAAGGCGCAGAGCAGCAUGGCCACCGUCGAGAUCGUGCGCGGCGUCGCCGCCAGCGUCGGCUCCUCGCCGCUCUCCAAGACGCGCCGCCGGCUCUCGUUCAGCGUGGGCAUCGGCAAGAAUGGGCGGCGCCGCGAGAAGGAGAGUGAGACCCCCGCACACCUCCGCGCGACGCUCCCCCUGCCCGUUGCGUUCACUGCGCACAUCCCCCCGCCGAGCUUCGUGUCGAUGGACCACAUCCUGGUGCAAAUCUUCGCGGUCGGCUUGGAUGGCGUCGACUCAUUGAUCGUGCAGGAGAAGGCGGAGAAGCGCGGGUCGGCGGGCUCAGUGAGGGGGAAGAAGAGAGGCUUCAUUCCUGGCCGCAGCUUUGUUGGUCGGGCGGUGGAGUGUGGGUUCGAUGUCGACAAUGCGGUGUGCAAGAGGGGUGAGUGGGUCGUAGGCUUGUUGGACGUGCGCAAGUGCGGUGCGCUCGCGGAGUACGUCGUCAUCGAUCGGCACCGUAUGUGCCGGUGCAAGCAGCCACGUACGAAGGGUGCGACGCUGUUCCCUCCUCGUCAGCGCACCCGUACACGCACGCUCUCGCUGCCGCCCCAGGGUAGCGUGCCGAGUCCUACGCAGUCGGGUGUGAUGCUACCAGCAUCCAACCAACUCACUCCCCAGGAUCUCGCCCUUAUUCCGCUCUGUGGUCUUCCCGCGCACCGCGCAGUGCGGUCUUUCGCCGAUGUCAUCGCCGCGCGGAAGAGCAAGGGCGGUCGUGCCCGUAUCCUCAUCCUGAACGCUCACGACGGCGCCAGCGCGAUGGCGCUGCAGAUGCUCGCCAAGAAAAAGGUGGAUGUAUGCGCGCAGAUCCCUGAGUCGGCCGUGCGGGACGUGGACGAGAGCGAAGAGUCGUCGGAGGGGAGCAACUCCGGUGCGUCGCUGACCAGGCGCGAACGCGUCGAGACGCGAGUCCGGGGCUGGGGUGCUGGGGAGGUCUUCGUCGGUGAGCCCCUCGCGGUGCUCGAGCAGCUGUUCGAGGAGGAGAGGUCGUUCGACGGAGUACUCGACACCGUCGGGGGUGUGGAGAUCUGGGAGGCAGCGCAGAGGCUGCUCGCAACGUACCCGUCGAUGUCGUGCGCGGUGUCGGACGUGGAAGAUAACGCUGAUGACGGGCGGAAGAAGAAGGUCUUCGUCUGCCCGGCGCAGUUCACCACGCUCGUCGGCGACAUGCCGUCGCGCGCGAUCCCGAGUGCGAACGACAACAUCCGUAUGGGACUGCGGUCCCUGCGGCGCGCCGUCUCGACGAGCCAGGCUCCCGCGAAGGGCAGCAACCCGAACGGGACCUGGGGCCGCAGGCGGGCGAAGGUCAAGCGAAUGGUCGGGUACGCGUGGGUGAGUGUCGCCGCGGACGUCGACGAGGGCGAGGACGUGCGGGACUCGCUCGCCGCGGUCGUGGAGAUGGUCGAGGGAAACAAGGUGCGGCCUUGGGUGGGCGCCGACGAUGACGAAGACCGGGUCGUCACGUUCGAGCGUGCUCCGGAGGCCUUCAGGCGCGAUGCAGAUGGGCCAAGGGGCGUGCUUCAGGAUGCGGGCACCUGUGUCGUCAAGAUCGGCGCGUGGUCUUGA
Rhodofomes roseus is the source of this 3006-nucleotide messenger RNA. RefSeq lists its product as uncharacterized. NCBI's taxonomy places the organism in Eukaryota, Fungi, Basidiomycota, Agaricomycetes, Polyporales, Fomitopsidaceae. The transcript is spliced from 2 exons. The coding region runs from base 1 to 3006 and encodes 1001 amino acids. The record is from RefSeq and is a predicted model, not a curated record. Gene Ontology annotation, cellular component: mitochondrion.